GGGGAAGCUAUUACUCAUGAACUACAAGCUGAAGAUCGACCAAGCAUUGAUCAAGAUUUAGAUGACGAAGAAAUUGCGACACAAGGUUCUACUUAUCAUUCAAAAGUUGAUCCGACUGUCUACAUAGCGUGGCGGGUUACAGAAUCUGGUCGCGUGUUAGAGCUAAGGCGAUUUUUAAUACAUUCUCAAGAGGAUACUGGUGAAGCCGUCGAUCAGCCUGGUGAAGCAACCCGAGCUGUUCCAACUUAUUAUAGUCGUUUUGAAGUAACAUUAUUACAAGAAUUGACUCCUCUGAUACAUGCUGUUGACUACGAAAACAUUGUAAUCGGUUGCACAGACGGGACGAUUUUGUACCUGCAGCACCAACCGAUUCCACAUUCUUUUGGAGUUCCAGAAAGGAUUAACGAGGAUAAUUUUACCCAAGUUGUUCUUGGGAAAAAUCUAUUUGGGAAGAUGAUGAAAUUAGUAUUUCCUCGCCAAGAAAUUCCAAUAAUUGAUACCGAAGAAGAUGAGUCCAAUCCACUUUCUUUUAUUCAAGAUGAUGAUACAGACACGGAUAUGAAUGAUUCUGAAGAUUGGCCACUAGAUUAUAAUGAACCAUUAAAUCCAUUACCCCCAAUUCCACAAAAAUAUAUUCAGGCAUUAGUAUCAAGUAAUAUACAUAGUCCAAUGUCUUUCCAUUUUGUCGUUUUUAUUCCUACUUCUGGUGAUGGUUUCUUCAGGCUUUAUCGCGUUCGAGUCGAUUCAUCAGGCGGUUUAAAAGAAAUGUUUAUGAUCGGUCAAACAUUUAAUAAUCCAUGUGAACAGCUUCAAAAUCGCGAUUUUCCUUUUCGAAAUUUAGUAGACAUGGGAUUAACACAUGGUCAUUUAGUAGAAGAAAAAGAACCCGACAAUGGAAAUGGGCAAACCUGGAGGCAAGAAUGGAGAUUAUGGGCAUUAUGGAAACGAAAUCGUCAAGCAACAUUGACUUAUACAAAUUUUAAUAUAACUUAUUACGGCUCUUACGAUAGCAACAUUGAAGAUUCUAUCUCUGCUAUAGAAAUGUUUAAUUUUGGAAAACGAUGGGAGUUUGUAACAAAUUCACCAAUUAAAACACAUGACCAUGGAUAUUUAUCUAAUAUGCUUAAAGAUGGUGAUGAGCAAUUGGAUUAUGUCCAAGUUUAUACAAACUACUUAUUUUGCCCUGGACGAUUUUCAUCAUCCAUUAUUAAAUACGCACUUAAAAAGUAUAUUAAAAGCAUUGUAAAAGAUGAACCUGAAGAUUUUGAUCUUUCGAACGUCGAAGGAGAUCUUAAACAAAAAGUAAAACAAGUGGUAGCAAGACAUAUUCGUUUACGUAACGAUCGCGAGAACGACAUUCCACUCGAAAAUGAACAUAGAACAAGUAUUACUCAUCAAGAUAGCAUAUCUGUGCUUCGUGUUUGCGAUAUAUUAGAGUUCCUACAAUAUUAUACUGGGGAAGAGGCGCACGAAUUAAAUUUAAGUAUAUCAUACAAUCAAUUACUUCCAUUGUAUCCUAUGACAAGUGAAUGCGAAGAGGUUGAUAUCAUAAAUGUGUUCGCCGCUGCGAACUUGGUUAUAUCUCCUAUGACAGAAAUUGAUUUAUUAAUUUUUGACCGUAAAAUCAUUCAAACACUACCUAAACCGAUGAUGGUUUCGGUGGCGCAAAGUGUUUCGGACUUAUACGAUAAUUAUUUACGUCACCGUUUGUCACCAGAUUUAAAAGCUAAAAUAUGGUCUAGAUUGGAUUUGUGUUCACGAUUAGAAAGAGCAUUUCACACCAUUAUUGGAGCUUUGAAUGACGUCAAAUUUAUAAUUCAUGAAAGGGAUGAUAGAAUUGACACAGCUAAAACUACCAUUUUCGUGGACGCUUUAAUAGCAUCUGCUGCAACUGAUGUUAUUCAAUCUCAUUAUAUUAUAGCUCGUAAUAUCUUUCUCUUGUUGGUAGUAAUACUUAGCACUAAACCAAAUUCUGGUUUUGAUCAGAGAGCGUCCAUGGCGAUGUCUACUCUAUAUGUGUAUAUGAUACUAAAGUGGAUAUCAGAACAAUCUGCAUAUUCAGAUGCAACGACAGAUUCUGCAUCUGAAGAUGGCAAGCUUACGAAAUUUCCAUAUUUGAAUGUGAUUGAUGCCACGAAGAAUGUAGAAUCUCCAGAUUUGCGAUAUAGUUUGCUCUAUAGUCUUAUUGUCCAACGCUAUCCUCUUGAUCUGAGAUUCCGAUCGCAAUUAAUGCCUAUAAUAAUCACACGCGGAGUUCAAGAAUUAUUGGAUAAAAUUGGAUUUUUACCAGAAACACCACAUAUCAUGGUUAUGGCACCUGAAACAUAUGCUAAAUUUGGUCAUCUUUUGGAAGCAUCUGGUUACAUAGGUCAUCUUAAUCAAUACGUUCGUUUAUUGCUUGAUACACCAGCAAAUUUGUAUCUUCAUGGAAAGCAACUUUUAAAAGAGCGUAAAUAUGAUGAAGCUGAGUAUAAAUUUAAAAGAGCAGGAGCUGGAUUUGCCCAUGAUAUGACACUUCCUCCUUAUACUGCAGGACCAAUUAUUCCGUCACAAGAUUAUAUACCUGGAAAUUUGACAGCGUAUUAUCGUCAUGUCGCCGUUUUAUACGAAAAUUGUGAACAACCAAUUCAUGUUAUCAACUUUUGCAAAUUAGCGUUAGAUGCAUUUAGUAAUGAACAGUUAAGAAUUGAAUCUGUACAGGCACGAAAAAGACAAAAAGUUGAUAACGAAUCUAUGAAAGUGGUUACAAUAACAGAUCUAACAAAACGCUACACAAUGGUAAUGGCCAGACUUGAACUAGGACGUGAAUUUUCUGAUCAAGGAAACGAAUCUACUCAAUUUAUACAUGGAACAGAUAAAGAUAAAGCUUGGGCUAUGUUAAGAAAAUAUUUGGACAAGUAUGAUAAAAAGGAAGAAACGUUAUCACGAUAUAGAGCUGUUGUGUUAAAAACAAUGCUUACUGUCGAUUCAUAUGUCUCUAUUCCUGAGUGGUUAACCUCUUUUUACAAGGAAAUGGAAAACCAUCAAAGCGGGAAAGUAGCAUCUCACUGUCUUCCAUGGAAUCUUAUCGAUAGUUUGAUGGCAUUAUUUCAAGAUACUUUGGCAAAAACUUUUAAUCCAGAACGAAAAAAAACAAUAGAAAGGUUAAAAAGUGAUUUGAACGAAGCAGUUGAACGAUAUUGUUCAAAAAUUUGUUCGGCUACCAUUAUAAUAACUUAUCAUGGUUGUCGUCCAGAAUUAUGCUCCGAUCAUUGCAAAAUUAUGCAAUUAGGGUUAUUAAUAAAUUCGAAG
Molecule: messenger RNA, 3291 nt
Organism: Racocetra fulgida
Lineage: Eukaryota; Fungi; Glomeromycota; Glomeromycetes; Diversisporales; Gigasporaceae
Source: the annotation of a GenBank genome assembly